This is a messenger RNA of Pichia kudriavzevii, 2277 nucleotides long. RefSeq lists its product as uncharacterized. Lineage: Eukaryota; Fungi; Ascomycota; Pichiomycetes; Pichiales; Pichiaceae. The record is from RefSeq and is a predicted model, not a curated record. Gene Ontology annotation, molecular function: DNA-binding transcription factor activity, RNA polymerase II-specific; RNA polymerase II cis-regulatory region sequence-specific DNA binding. The transcript has a single exon. Gene Ontology annotation, biological process: regulation of transcription by RNA polymerase II. The coding region runs from base 1 to 2277 and encodes 758 amino acids.
AUGAUGUCAUCUUCUCCUCCACAUCAUUCUCAAGAUUUCGCAAACAAUCAAGGCUCAAGCAAUGAUGACAAUAUCUACCUAAUGUCCUCUCCGGCCUUCCCUGAUUUGAAUUUCCAAUUGCAGAAUCUAGAUACAUAUAUUGAUUCGGAUAGUGCAGGCAAGAACUAUACAACUGCAGGUAAUGGGAUUGAUCCCAACAAUUCUAGUAACUACAAUACGACCGCCACCAAUAAUGCUCAUGGCAGUUAUUCAGAUAGUUCGUUCAAUGAUAAUGGAAUGAAUCAGUCUAAUGAUAGGGAACUGAUUAACGACGUACCAACAGUCACUUCCUCACAAUUGGGAAGUUCUGAUGAGAAUACCCUCGGGGAAACUCAAAUUCAACCUCAAAAUUUAAACCAUCAGUAUCAGCCGGCAGAUUGUCAGCCCAACGAAAAAGGUGAUGAAGAUUCUGAUGCGGAACUCACCGAAUUAGUACCAGUUUCUUUAAACACAAACUCGGGUCUACAAUAUCCUAGUACUUCACUCCAGCACAUAAACCCCACCCUGACAGAAUCGAAAACCUCAUCGUCAAUUGACAGCCAUUUCACUUCGUCUAAAUCAACUACUUCGAUUUCGAGUAAUUUAUUCCAGACACCUUCAAAACCACUGCAGAAUCUAACUUCUUUCGCUAGCUCUAACAAUAUACCAUCGUUACAAUCACCUGUUAGAAAUGCAUAUCCAAUUAGAUCAAGUACAAUAAACCCUUAUACCCAUAGGAGAUCGUUAUCAAAGGUUGGGCUUGAGAAUUCUCCACUCUCCUAUCAAACCUCUUCACUUUUAUCACCCAAAGUUAAGAAGAAAUCACACCGUAAAAAUAUAUCCAUUUCAAGUACGUCUGCGUUGACACAUUUGGAAACAGAUUUACAGUUACAAUCGAGUAACAUUCAGUCGUUUCAUGCAUCCCCAACAGAUUUGCCAUUGCGCACUCCGGAAUCUUUGGUAAAUCAUGGAUAUUAUAUUCCUGAACAUGAAGAUUAUGCUGAUAAGGUCAAUACCACAGAGGGAAAUCAAUAUGAAGAUACAACUUUGCAAGAUAAUUUUGAUACCAGGUACUUAGACGAUAACAACGUUGGCAUUAAUCUAUCGUUUGAUAACGACUUACUGAGCAAUGCACACAGUAAUUUUAUUGGAUCUGAGCUAAAUAGAUCUGGCAAUAGUGAAAUCUUAAAUGUUCCUAACUUCUAUUUUGGAAACUUCUUCACAAAUGAUAAUCAAUUAUCAUCGAAUCAGAACCAACAAUUAUCAUUAGGUGAUGCUUUAUUUGAUGCAGCAGGAAAUGCCAACUAUGAAUUUCCGGCAUCUUUGGGAUAUGAUCAGCAGGAACAGCAUGAUAUUCUGGAACCACCUCCACCACCUCCGUCGACCGCCUUUUCUAGUGUAGGACAUCAUUCUCCAUAUAUGGAGAAUAAUGAAAACGCGUCUUUCCAUCAACAUCAACAAUAUCAACAGCCUCAUCAGCAACAGCAACAGCAACAUUUAACUCCAACAUUGCCUCCACUGCCGCCUAGAUCAAUGCUACAAAGAUCCAAGGUUAGAGUGAAUCUAGCAGAAGCCGCAACGAAUAAGGAGAGAAAGAAUGCUUCUGGAUUGAGGGGCAGCCCAUCGAUUAACUCUAUAGAAGGUGGGCAUGAAUCAGCUAUCUACGAGUCUAAUUCAAUGUCUAACUCUGAAUCUGGUUCACAGCCCCACUCCCAAUCACAAACACCGAAGUCUGCAUCUAGGUUAUCCAGCCGUUCGAACCUGGGAUCGUUUUCGUUGGAAGAAGUUGCCCAAACGCCACAAACGAGAGUACGGACUCGUGCAAACUCCAGAUUGCAAAGGGCAUCAAAUAAGCCUACUCCUGGUCCAGUAGGUAAUGAGCCUUCUACUUCAAAACAAGAUGAUGCCUCACCUAACUUGACCGCUAGUACGAAAACACCGACAGUUACAACCCGUUCCAAAUCAGGGCGGAAAACGCUGGAGCCUCAAGAAUUAAUGGAACUUGUCCACAUUGAUUUGCCCCAACAAUCUGCAAGAUCUAAAUCAAGAGCCAAAAACAAGGGUAAAGAUGGUAAGAAAGUGCAUGAAUGUCCAUUGUGUAAAAUGGCAUUCCAACGGCCCGAACAUGUUAAGAGGCAUAUGAUUUCGCAUUCUUCUUCUAGACCUUUUGAGUGUCCUGAGCCUAAUUGUUCUAAGCGUUUUAACAGAAAGGACAACCUCAAUCAACAUUUAAGAAACAUUCAUAAAAGAGAGCCAUAG